CAUCUCCUUUUAUGGUUGCAUCACACAGGUGUAUCUAUUCAUAUGGGCUUUGGGUACAGAGCUUUUCCUUCUGUCAUUUAUGGCUUUUGACCGCUAUGCUGCUAUCUGCCAUCCUCUGCAGUACACAGUCAUUAUGAGGAAGGAAGUAUGUGUUGGAAUAGCAA
Messenger RNA from Podarcis lilfordi (Lilford's wall lizard), 164 nucleotides. Lineage: Eukaryota; Metazoa; Chordata; Lepidosauria; Squamata; Lacertidae. The record is from the annotation of a GenBank genome assembly.